Aspergillus vadensis CBS 113365 is the source of this 2753-nucleotide messenger RNA. RefSeq names its product bZIP transcription factor. Gene Ontology annotation, biological process: regulation of DNA-templated transcription. Lineage: Eukaryota; Fungi; Ascomycota; Eurotiomycetes; Eurotiales; Aspergillaceae. Gene Ontology annotation, molecular function: DNA-binding transcription factor activity. The transcript has 2 exons. The record is from RefSeq and is a predicted model, not a curated record. Bases 493 to 2337 code for a protein of 614 amino acids.
UCUUCGCGCUGCUGUGUUGCUGCUGCUGCUGCUGCUCUGCCCACUCGGUCUUGUAACGUUAUCCCUCCCUCAUUAACUCCCGUCCGCCAACCUUGGUCGAUCCCUCCCUUCCCAUUUUACCCAUCAUCUCUUCUUCCCUUACUCUCUCCAUCAAUCACUACUACUACUAUCACUAUCCAUCCAUCUUCACCCAUCUAACUCCUCCUUCCUGUUUUUCAUUCUACCCUCUCCAACGCUAUCGUUACGUGUAUUGUCUUUUCGAUAUCCCUUAUAGACUACUCGCUUCAUUGCUUACUAGUAACCCUCCUGAAUCGAUUCACUCUCACCCCUUUCUACCUCGGAUCACAUCAACUCCCAUCGUCUCUCGUUAUCAAAUCCAACCCACCCCUUUCUCUGCUCCGACCGUGCACUUGACCAAAUCGCGCUGGUCUUCGCUCUCGUUUAUCAGGUUGCGCUACUUGAACAGCUUUUCACCUACACAUCCUCAUCACCAUGGCUACAUUGGCAGAACAUCCGGCGGUCGCGCCGUCAACCUUUGACCAGGACAUCGAGUCUUUCCUCGAUCUUGAUCAACUAGCAUACACCUCCGCAGAGCCCGCCCGCGCAAAGACCGCCCUGGCUGCUCAACCCACCCUACCAAGCACCGAGUUCAACGCUGGCGAUGUACGAAGUGCUGGUUUUGCCUCGACAACAAGUCAACAAGCCCCGAUCGCAUUCCAGGGUCCCAGUCACCAGUAUGAUGAACACAAGCAGCAGACCGGCCUGCCUCCAGGCGCCCUGGCUCAUGCCAUGACUUUCAACAACCACAUGAACGGCAUGGGUUAUGGUGCCCCGAGUCCCGGUUUUCCCAUGGGCGGAGACUUCUACCCUAGCAGCCAACUGAAGCGCGAAGAGCCUUCCAUGGAUUUCAACAGCCCCCCGACUCGCAACACCUCGGAUAUGGACCUGGAGUCCGACAACAUGGGAUCGGUUCCUGGCUACUUCAUCUCCCCGAACCCGAGCAACAAGAGCCAGUUCGUCGACCCCAACGCUUUGGGCGGCCAUGAGAUGGCCUCCAUGGGCCCUUCCACUCAGGUCGGACGCAUGUAUCCGGGUAUGCACCAGCAGCAGGCUGCCAUGGCCAAGGCCGCUCAGCAACAGAAGCACAACGAGUACCUUCGCCAGCAACACCUCCAGCAACAGCGCCGCAUGGACGAGCACAUGCACCACAAUGCAGCCCCCCACAGCCAGACCCCUCGCCCCUCCAAUCCGGCUGUUGAGGAACGCAUCUCCCGCCUCUUGCAACAGAUGCGCCAGUCUGCCUUGAACUCGCCUGACGACUCCCCCUCUCCUCCUUCCCUCCUGCCUCAGAUGGCCAAGGCCAAGAAGGAGGAGCAGGAUAUGGAUGAGGAUGAGAGACUCUUGGCUAGUGAAGAAGGAAAGAAGCUCAGCAGCAAGGAACGUCGUCAGCUCCGGAACAAGGUUUCCGCUCGUGCUUUCCGGUCUCGCAGAAAGGAGUACAUUGGUCAGCUCGAGAGCGAGGUUGCCGCCAAGACCAACGAAGCCCACGAACUGCGUCUGCAGAACCGUUCCCUCUUUGAGGAGAACGCCCGUCUCACCGACCUCGCCCGCAUGCUCCUGUCGUCCCCUCACUUCUCCUCGUUCCUGGACGAAAUGGGCCCCAACGGUCUUCCCCUGCCGAGCCAGGUGCAGUCGCAGCCCCACCCUCAGCACCACCAGCACCCUCAGCACCCGCAACAGGCCCAGCCUCAGCAGCAGCCGCCCCAGCAGCAAGCGCCCGCCAUGACGCAACCGCCUAUGCAGCAAGCUCCUCCCGUUGGUAUGGUCAUGGUCCCCAACCAGGGACUCGAUGUCUCGGCCAUGGGUAUGAACAACGGUGGCUGGAACUCCGGUAUUGACAUGAACUACGGCAACCCCUCCGUGUUCGCUGUCCUGGAAGUCCCCGAGCCCGCCAUUGACACCGAGGCCCUCUCUGGAAAGACCUCCAGCAUCGUGGACUCUUGCCUUCCCAGCGUUGCCAGCUCCAAGGACGAGGCUCCUGUUCUCGCCUCCAUGCCAGCUGUUGCCGAAACCGAGCAGAAGUCGGAUGUUGGCGUUGAGAACCCCGAUGUCGUGAUGGACGAGUCGGACCCUGCUUUCGCCCUCUUUGCUGAUAUGCCUGCCGCCCCUACAUCGCAAGGUUCUGCUUGUGCUUUCGAUGGCAUUGCUACUGGAAAGUCGGCUUUUGAGCUUGUUGUCGAGGGCGAGGUCAAGGACAGUGCCCAACAAUUUGCUCAUCUCUGCCACAGCAUGGAAGCCGCUUUCGAGCGCGUGUCCAUGAUGACUGCUCAUCUUUAAUGAUUCCCCAUGUCGCGCACUUUCGAGCCUUAUAAGUACUGUAAAGCUGGUUCUUCGUUUUUGCUAUUUAACCUUCUCGCUAGUGGUUCGAAAGACUAUUGAACCUGCCAUGUAGACACCAACGUCUUUCCUUUGUCAAUGAUCUUGUGUUUAUAUACUUCUGCCCCACGACGUGGCUCAUUCCUGUCUACGCUUAUUCUUUCUAUUGCUGCUCGUCUUUUCUUCUACUUUUUUCUUUUUCAUCCUCUUUUUCAGGGGUUCGACGGAAUGGCUUCUGGUGUCUGGAAGAGGAAAGGCUACUUGGGAUUGGAAUUUGGGAGCUUGGAAUUAUGGAUUGUCCGGACUGGCUAUUAGGGAACACAUCAAGAUACAAAUUAACUCCAUAUCAAAAGUUGAAUGACCUUAGGAUCUGCGAG